CUAUGGACUACUCCAGCCACAACAUCAACUAUCUAGCUAAUCUACUUUUACAAUCAUUGUUGUCAAAUAACUUCAAAAGUGGUAUAUCACAUCCUAUCCCGGACGAAAUAGCAUAAAAUAGGUAUUCGCAACAUGCUAGCUAUAAACAGUACGCUUGCUAUGAAAUUAAAAUUAACCGACAGUCAGCAAGCUAGCUAACGUUAGCUAGCUCUGACAGGGACAGCUAGCUUUCUAGUUAGCGAACGACGUUAACCGUUUGGUUGUGAAGUUGCCGAGGUUUUACAUAGUUUCGACGUAUUACUGAAGGUUAGUUAACUAGCUGUAAUCGUCUAUAACCGGUUAGCGUAGCUACAAAUGAGUAGCUAGCUAGUUACUAAUUUCAGUUUGUCAAAAAUAUUGUUGCAAAAGGUAGCUAGCUAGCAAGAGAUAGGCCACUCGCUACUAUGUAGCCAGUUUAAAGCUGUCUGGUCAGUUCGGCGCUAUAUUGUAACUCAGUGCUAGAGAGAUCAGCAGCAGUUAACGUUAGUCUGUUGUAGUAGGCAAUAACAUCCUAGUGGACACAGUUAUCUGCUCGCUACAGACGUACGAUUCUGGUUUAUUGUUAGUAACAGUGUUAGCUAGUAUUUUCGUUUUAGUAGUAGAUUAGGCGGAACAGCGGGAUGUCUAGGGGAUUAAGUCUAGCAAUGAUAUUGUUUAGAAAAUAAAGCAACAAAACUAUGUUUAUAAUGCAUGCAACGGCUCCCAAAUGAAUUCUUACAUAAGGCUACAUUUGUUAUUUUCUUUGACUACAUAAAAUCUGAUGCGUCUGAGGUUAUUAUACAAAACACUUAAGCUAAAUCGGUUUAUUUAUUUUGAAGAGUAGCCACAUAAACAUUUGAAAUGUCUGGAGACGGCUCGGAUAGUAGUAGUAGCGAGGACUCCGAUACUGGGAUCCGGAGGAAAGCCUGCACUGUCAAACAUGAGAUCACCAAUGCAAACCUCACGGGCCAUACUGAGAGAGUGGGCAUGGAGAACUUUGAGCUUCUCAAAGUCUUGGGCACAGGAGCCUAUGGGAAAGUUUUUCUGGUCAGAAAGAACAGUGGUCAUGAUGAAGGGAAGCUGUAUGCCAUGAAGGUGCUGAAGAAAGCAGCCAUCGUUCAGAAGGCAAAGACUGCAGAGCACACGCGUACAGAGAGACAGGUGCUGGAGCACAUCCGCCAGUCCCCGUUCCUGGUUACACUGCACUACGCCUUCCAGACCCAGACUAAGCUCCAUCUCAUCUUGGACUAUGUGAGCGGAGGGGAGAUGUUCACACACUUGUACCAGCGGGAUCACUUCUCUGAGGAAGAGGUGCGGAUUUACAUCGGGGAGAUUAUCCUGGCCCUGGAGCACCUCCACAAGCUGGGCAUCGUGUACCGGGACAUCAAGUUAGAGAACAUCCUCUUGGACAGCGAGGGACAUUUAGUGCUAACAGAUUUUGGGCUCAGCAAAGAGUUCCUGGAGGAGGAGAAGGAAAGGACGUAUUCGUUCUGUGGCACCAUAGAGUACAUGGCUCCAGAGAUCAUCAGGGGGAAGUCUGGUCAUGGAAAGUCGGUAGAUUGGUGGAGUCUGGGGAUCCUGAUGUUUGAGUUACUGACGGGGGCGUCACCAUUCACCCUGGAGGGGGAGAGGAACUCCCAGAGUGAGGUGUCCAAGCGCAUCUUACAUUGUGAGCCGCCGUUCCCCUCUAUGAUCGGCGCAGUGGCUCAGGACCUGUUGAGGAAGCUGUUGGUCAAAGACCCCCACAAGAGACUGGGCUCUGGGCCCCGAAGGGCCGAAGACAUCAAGACUCAUGCCUUCUUCAAGGGUCUCAGUUGGUCAGACCUGGCUGAGAAGAAGGUAGUCAGCCCAUUCAAACCAGAGAUCAGGAGUGAGCUGGAUACAGGGAACUUUGCUGAGGAGUUCACUGGCAUGAAUCCUCUCUACUCUCCAGCCAGCACCCCACCAAGCACUGAUCGACUGUUCCAGGGCUACUCUUUCGUUGCUCCCUCCAUUCUGUUCAACAAGAACGUGGUGAUGGGGGACUUCAUGGAGGGCCAGAUGGGAGCAGAGCGGCCGGGCUCAUCCACUGUCCGUCGCAGUGCUAUGUUAGCGGACUCUACGUUCUUCCAGCUGUAUGAGCUGUGCCUGCAGGGGGCGCCCCUGGGCGAGGGCAGCUUCUCUGUGUGCAGGAAGUGUCGACACCACCAGAGUGGCCAUGAGUACGCCGUUAAGAUCAUCAGCCGCAGAAUGGAAGUGAACACUCAGAGGGAGAUUGCUGCCCUCAGGCAGUGUGAGGCUCACCCCAACAUUGUCAAACUGCAUGAGGUCUACACUGAUCAGUUCCAUACAUACCUGGUGAUGGAGCUGCUGCGUGGGGGGGAGCUGCUGGAGAGGAUCAAGAAGAAGAAGCUGUUUGGGGAAUCAGAGGCCAGUCAGCUGCUCAGGAGCCUGGUGUCAGCUGUCGGCUUCAUGCACGAGGCUGGAGUGGUGCAUAGAGACCUCAAACCAGAGAAUGUGCUGUUUGCAGACGAGGGGGAGGACUCGGUGCUGAAGGUGAUAGAUUUUGGUUUUGCCCGGCUGUGCCCUGCGGGCAGCGCCCCCCUGCAGACUCCCUGCUUCACACUGCAGUAUGCUGCUCCUGAGCUCUUCCACAGCACCGGUUACGACCAGGCCUGCGACCUCUGGAGCCUUGGGGUCAUCCUGUACACCAUGCUGUCAGGACAGGUGCCCUUCCAGAGUAAGCAACAGCAGCGAGCGGGGAUGACCUCAUCUUAUGCUGUUGACAUCAUGCAUAAAAUUAAAGAGGGAGACUUCUCGUUGGCUGGAGAAGCCUGGAAGGGUGUGUCAGGGGAGGCUAAAGAGCUUGUGAAAGGGCUUCUGACGGUGGAUCCAGAGAGGCGUCUCAAGCUGUCUGCUCUGAGAGAGAACAGCUGGCUGCAGGGCGGGGCCAUCCUAUCCUCCACCCCCCUCUGCACCCCAGAUGUGCUAGAGUCCAGCGGCCCCAUCGUCCGCUCUUAUGUCAACGCCACCUACAAGGCGUUCAACAAGGGGAAGAGGGAGGGCUUCUUUCUGAAGAGUGUUGACAACGCCCCCCUUGCAAAGCGACGCAAGCUCAAGAUGACAAGUACAGGUGUGGAGACUCGACGGAGCUCCUCUUGCUCAUCCUCUUCCUCCUCUUCCUCAGCUGCCUCUGCCACCGCAACAAACUCAAAAACACAGCCACCACACCAAACUCUGUCCCCGAAGCUAGAAAAGCACUAGAAGGGGAGUAGGGGGAAGAGUGGGAGGAAUAAAGUUAGGAGAAGGAAGCACAUUAAUUCAGAUAUGACAGAUUGGGAUACUGUCUCUGAAAGACCAGAGAUGACUUGAUUUGAAUUCCAAAGUCAUCUAGAAUCUCCAAAUUCUAAGUCUAAGAGCUUUUUUAUGAACCAACUAAGAGACUAGUUAAAUAUUUAAGGAUUCACCUCCCUGUUUUCUAGAAAGAUGAUGCUAUUUGCGUUAUCGUAAUGAUGCAAUGACUUUAUCUAUAUGUGUUUAUACCAUUUGCAGUAAACUGCAGUAGCUUGUACCAUCUCAUUUAAUUUUCUCAAGAAAUUAACUAACAUGUAAUUUCUUGAAUGGAAAUAAGCUUUAGAUCAGUGUUUUCAUAACUCCGGUCUAGAGGAUAAAUAUCAGUAUGGUAGGUUAUGGAAGACUGUUGGCUUUAAGGUCAUACUAAUGAAGGUUUCAGUGACCUUGCCAGGGUGACGAUGAUGAGCAUGCAGUUAUCCUGAUGUUAACAUGUUCUCAGUACCAGAG
Messenger RNA from Salvelinus namaycush (lake trout), 3798 nucleotides. Its product is annotated as ribosomal protein S6 kinase alpha-4-like. Gene Ontology annotation, molecular function: protein serine/threonine kinase activity; ATP binding; magnesium ion binding. Lineage: Eukaryota; Metazoa; Chordata; Actinopteri; Salmoniformes; Salmonidae. Gene Ontology annotation, biological process: regulation of DNA-templated transcription; intracellular signal transduction; protein phosphorylation. Bases 880 to 3261 code for a protein of 793 amino acids. The record is from RefSeq and is a predicted model, not a curated record. The transcript is spliced from 18 exons.